GACGGGAGCGAAGACGAAUAAAGAGUUUUGGAGACGACAAAAAGUUUGAAGCGAGGAGCGGACACAAAGAGGACGACGCUCGGGUGUCCACCAUUGGACUUUUGCUCAUUUUUAAUGUGUUUUAUUCCCUAAAAGGCUUUCUUAAUGAGGCGUGCUUGUACGUGAAUUCCCCUGGACUGAGGUGUGUAAAGUUGGCGAGAUGUUUUUCUGCUCGGUUCUUCUCCUGUUCCCUGUGCUGCUUCCAGCCCAGUACCAAGGGGACAACGGCAUAGUCGUCCCAGAACACGGUCUAUGUCAACCCAUCUCCAUUCCCCUCUGCACGGACAUCGCCUACAACCAGACCAUCAUGCCCAACUUGGUGGGCCACUACAACCAGGAGGACGCCGGGCUGGAGGUGCACCAGUUCUACCCCCUGGUCAAGGUGCAAUGCUCCCCUGAGUUGAAGUUCUUCCUGUGCUCCAUGUACGCCCCCGUCUGCACCGUCAUGGAGAAGGCCAUCCCCCCGUGCAGGUCCAUCUGCGAGCAGGCCAAGCAGGGCUGCGAGGCCCUCAUGAACAAGUUCGGCUUCCAGUGGCCGGACCGUCUGCGCUGCGAGAACUUCCCGGUGCACGGGGGCAGUCAGAUGUGCGUGGGGCAGAACAAGUCGUCCGCCGCCACCGUGCCGCCUCUACCCGUGCCGGGCACGCAGGACGUGUCCGUGGUCCACGACCGGUCGUUCCGGUGCCCCAACGUCCUUAAGGUCCCGCCGUAUUUGAACUACGUGUUCCUGGACGAGAAGGACUGCGCGGCUCCCUGCGAGCCGGCCCGGGGCGGCGGCUACAUGUUCUUCACCGACAAGGAGAUCCACUUCUCCCGCAUUUGGAUCCUGGUCUGGUCGGUGCUUUGCUGCGCCUCCACCUUGUUCACCGUCACCACCUACCUGGUGGACAUGCAGCGCUUCCGCUACCCGGAGAGGCCCAUCAUCUUCCUGUCGGGCUGCUACACCAUGGUGUCGGUGGCCUACAUCGCCGGCUUCUUCCUGGGCGACAAAGUGGUCUGCAACGAGGCCUUCGACCCGGACGGCUACAAGACCAUCGUGCAAGGCACCAAGAAGGAAGGCUGCACCAUCCUCUUCAUGAUGCUCUACUUCUUCAGCAUGGCCAGCUCCAUCUGGUGGGUCAUCCUGUCCCUCACCUGGUUCCUGGCGGCGGGCAUGAAGUGGGGCCACGAGGCCAUCGAGGCCAACUCGCAGUACUUCCACCUGGCGGCGUGGGCGGUGCCGGCCGUCAAGACCAUCAGCGUCCUGGCCAUCGGGCAGAUCGAGGGCGACGUGCUGAGCGGCGUCUGCUUCGUCAGCCUCAGCAACCUGGACCCCCUGCGAGGCUUCGUGCUGGCGCCGCUUUUCAUCUACCUCUUCAUCGGCACCUCCUUCCUCCUGGCGGGCUUCGUGUCGCUCUUCCGGAUCCGCACCAUCAUGAAGCACGACGGCACCAAGACGGAGAAGCUGGAGCGCCUCAUGGUGCGCAUCGGCGUCUUCAGCGUGCUCUACACCGUGCCCGCCACCAUCGUCAUCGCCUGCUUCUUCUACGAGCAGGCCUUCCGCCCGCACUGGGAGCGCAGCUGGGUGGGCCACAGCUGCCGGAGCCUGGCCGUGCCGUGCCCGGCGCAGGCGGGGCCCCGCAUGACCCCGGACUUCACCGUCUACAUGAUCAAGUACCUCAUGACGCUCAUCGUGGGCAUCACGUCCGGCUUCUGGAUCUGGUCCGGCAAGACGCUGCACUCCUGGCACAAGUUCUACACCAGACUAACAAACGGCAAACACGGCGAGACCACCGUGUAAGGCCGCGCUUUUCUCACGCGUGGAUGUUUUUUUUCGGCGUGACGUUUGGGUUUGAGCAAACGGGCGAGCUUGGAUUAAGCGGGUCGGUCCGACUGAACAAAAAAAAACAUGGCCGCGUGCUGAAAAUGCUCACCUCCAACUCCUCUUCCUCCUUUAGCAUUUCACGUGUAAAUAAUCUGUAAAUAAUAUUUGUAAAAAAAACUACAAAAAUCUAUAUAUUUGUAUUUAAAAAAAUACCUGCUUCACAUUUGCACUGCGACAAAACCCAAGUAGAUUUUUUUUUUUUUUUUACAGUCUGUCAGCAAAAUGACUUGUAGUCACUUUAUUACAGGGGUCACCAACCCAGUGCCCGCGGGCACCAGGUAGCCCGUAAGGACCAGAUGAGUCGCCCGCUGGCCUGUUCUAAAAAUAGCUCAAAUAGCAGCACUUACCCGUGAGCUGCCUCUAUUUUUUAAAUUGUAUUUACUCACUAGCAAGCUGGUCUCGCUUUGCUUGACAUUUUUUAACUCUAAGAGAGACAAAACUCAUAGAAUUUGAAAAUCCAAGAAAAUAUUUGAAAGACUUGGUCUUCACUUGUUUAAAUAAAUUGAUUUAUUUUUUUACUUUGCUUCUUAUAACUUUCAGACAGAAAUUUUAGAGAAAACCUACAACCUUAAAAAUGAUUUUACGAUGUUUAAACACAUAACAUUUUUACCUUUUUAAAUUCCUUCCUCUUCUUUCCUGACAAUUUCAAUCAAUGUUCAAGUAUUUUUUUUAUUUUCAUUGUAAAGAAUAAUAAAUACAUUUUAAUUUAAUUCUUCGUUUUAGCUUCUGUUUUUUCGACAAAGAAUAUUUGCAAAAUAUUUCUUCAAACUUAUUAUGAUUAAUAUUUAAAAAAAAUCUGGUAAAUCUAGAAGAUCUGUAGAAUCAAAUGUAAAUGUUAUUUCAAAGUCUUUUGAAUGUCUUUUAAAAUUUAGUUCUGUAAAAUCCAGAAGAAUUAAUGAUUUGUCUUUGUUAGAAAUAUAGCUUGGUCCAAUUUGUUAUAUAUUCUAACAAAGUGCAGAUUGGAUUUUAACCUAUUUAAAACAUGUCAUCAAAAUUCUAAAAUUAAUCUUAACCAGGAAAAAUUACUAAUGAUGUUCCAUAUAUUCUUUUUUUUUCUUUUUUUUUCAAAAAGAUUCAAGUUAGCUAGUUUUUCUCCAUUUUUUUCGGUUGAAUUUUGAAUUUUAAAGAGUCAAAAUUGAAGAUAAACUAUGUUUCAAAAUUUAAUUUUUAUUUUUUUCGUGUUUUCUCCCCUUUUUUUAUCAUUUAUUCUCUACAAAAAACCUUCCGCAAAAGGAAAAAAAAUGUACGACGGAAUGACAAACAGAAAUACCCAUUUUUAUAUAUAUAUACAGUAUAUAGAUUUAUUUAUUAAAGGUAAAUUGAGCAAAUUGGCUAUUUCUGGCAAUUUAUCUAAGUGUGUAUCAAACUGGUAGCCCUUCGCAUUAAUCAGUACCCAAGAAGUAGCUCUUGGUUUCAAAAAGGUUGGUGACCCCUGAUUUAUAAUGAAGCUACUAAAUAGUCGUGUGUACUUCACUAACGAACCAUUGCGUGUAAAUAUGGGUUUUCAUGCGUAUUCACCCGAUCUCAUACAUGUAUUCAUUCUACUUCACAUCUUUUUUGUUUAUCCUCCCCUCCGCCACCCCCCGAAUACCACGACAUGCACCGUUUAGUAUUUCGAAAGCGAGGAAGACAGGAAGUUUCUUCCAGCGCCGCCGUGUCAGAUGGACAUUGAACGUGGCGUGUUCACCCGCGUCCACGACAGCGGGGGUGUCCAAAGUGCGGCCCGGAGGCUAUUUAUGGCCGGAAGCUAUUUUUUUUAAACGGUGUCACAUUUUAAAAAUAUUAAUACAAAAAAUAUAAACAGUUAAAAGAGCAAUCUGGUGUUAUAUAGCAAUAAAAUGUUAUAAUAUUGCCACUAAUAAUGCAGUUGUUUUUUUUUUACUUUAAACAAAAAAAGUUAUUAAAAAACCCAGAUUGUAUCUGAAUGUAAUCUUUAGCAGUGGUUCUCCAACUUGUAUCCACUACCUCAAAAAACACCCGGCUCUAAGUACCACUAUAAUGACCAACAUUCAAACAUAGUAGCGUAGUAGGCCUAAGUAUUCAUUAAAAACAAGGCACAUUAUUUAUUUUUUUAGCUCUUUGGCUAUUACACACAGUAACACUGUGUUUGAAUACAGAAAUGUAAAACACUGUACUUUAAGCAAGUCAUUCUUUGGCGUACUACUAGAUGAGCACGGUUUGAGAAUCACCGAUCUAGAGAUUCAAGCAUUAAAAAAGUUAAAAAUGUAUAUAUUGAAAUAGACUUGUUUUUAACGCUUUUAGUCAGAUUUUUGUUAAAACUGUUUUUGUUAAAACCUAACGAAUCAAAAGCAAUGUUACAUAAUUAUUUACCUAUUCAAGGCUCCACUUCACCUCAAAUAUUUCAUUUUGAAAUUUGUUUUGGGGAAAAUUUUGCCGUAAAAAAACAGGGUUUUCCCUGGGACGUAAAAAAAAAACAACUUACUAGUUAAACGAAAGAUAUUUAAGUGUUGAAAGUAAACAAAUAUUAACAUAUGACUUAAUUUGAAGACUUUCUUGACUGAGACCCUUUUGGGUCCCCAGGACCUUUUAACGUUCAUCAAAAUUAACGGGAGACCUAAUGGUUUUGAAAAUGAACAAUAUAUAUAAUAUAUAUAACGUGAUUUACAAAAAUACGAAUACAUCUGAAAGUAAUCAUUAGCAGUGGUUCUCAAACUUUUUUUCCACUACCUCAAAGAACACCCGACUCUAAGUACCACUAUAAUGACCAAUAUUCUAAUAAAGUAGCGUAGUAGGCUUAAAUAUUCAUCAAAAGCAAGGCACAUGAUUUUUUUUUAUUUUUUUUACUAUUUGGCUAUUACACACAGUUUGAACAGUAACACUGUGUUUGAAUAUCAAAAUAUAAAACACUGUACUUUAAGCAAGUGAUUCUUUGGCAUACCACUAGGCGGAGCACAUUUUGAGAAUCACUGAUCUCGAGAUUCAAGCAUUAAAAGUAAAAAUUGACUUAUUUUUAAUGCUUUUAGUCUGAUUUUACAAAAAAUGUCUGUUUAAAAAAACACACAAUACAGUUAUAUAAUUAUUUACCUAUUCAAGACUCCACUUAUUUGUUUUGGAGAAAAAUUUGCCCUAAAAAACAAAGUUUUCCUCGGGAUGUUAACAAAAACAAAACCUUUUGGAUAUGUUUGAAGUUGAUCUAUAGAUAUUUAAGUGUUGAAAGUGUACAAAUAUUGACUUAUUUUGAAGACUUUAUUGACUGAGACCCUUUUGGGUCCCCGGGACCUUUUAACAUUCACCAAAAUUAACGGGAGACCUAAUAGUUUUAAAAAUGAAAACUAUAUAUAACGUAAUUUAAAAAACACGGACAGAUCUGAAAGUAAACAUUAGCAGUGAUUCUCAAACUUUUUUUUCCACUACCUCAAAAAACAUUCGGCUCUAAGUACCACUAUAAUGACCAACAUUCAAAUAUAGUAGCGUAGUAGGCUUAAAUAUUCAUCAAAAACAAGGCACAUGAUUUUUAAAUUUUUUUUUACUAUUUGGCUAUUACACACAGUUUGAACAGUAACACUGUGUUUGAAAAUAGGAAAAUAAAACACUGUACUUUUAGCAAGUGAUUUUUUGAUAUACCACAGUUUGAGAAUCACCAAUCUCGAGAUUCAAGCAUUAAAAGUACAAAUAUUGAAAUAGACAUUUUUAACGCUUUUAGUCCGAUUUUUUCUUUUUUUAACUGUUUUUUUAAAAAAAAUACAGUUAUAUAAUUAUUUACCUAUUCAAGACUCCACUUAUUUCACUUCAAAUAUUCCAUUUUGAAAUUUGUUUCAGAGAAAAUUUUGCCCUAAAAAACAAGUUUUUCCUCGGGAUGUUAACAAAAACAAUACUUUUUGGAUAUGUUUGAAGUUGAUCUAUAGAUAUUUAAGUGUUGAAAGUGUACAAAUAUUGAAUUAUUUUGAAGACUUUAUUGACUGAGACCCUUUUGGGUCCCCGGGACCUUUUAACAUUCACCAAAAUUAAUGGGAGACCUAAUAGUUUUAAAAAUGAAAACUAUAUAUAACGUAAUUUAAAAAACACGGACAUAUCUGAAAGUAAAAAUUAGCAGUGAUUCUCAAACUUUUUUUUCCACUACCUCAAAAAAUAUUCGGCUCUAAGUACCACUAUAAUGACCAACAUUAAAAUAUAUAGUAGCGUAGUACGCUUAAGUAUUCAGUAAAAACAAGGCACAGUUUUUUUUUUAAACUAUUUGGCUACUACACACAGUUUGAACAGUAACACUGUGUUUGAAUAUAGGAAAAUAAAACACUGUACUUUAUGCAAGUGAUUUUUUUUGGUGUACCACUAGGCGGAGCACAGUUUGAGAAUCACCAAUCUCGAGAUUCAAGCAUUAAAAGUAAAAUGAUUGAAAUAGACAUUUUUAACGCUUUAAGUCCGAUUUUUUUUUUAACUGUUUUUAAAAAAAACACAAUACAGUUAUAUAAGACUCCACUUAUUUCACUUCAAAUAUUCCAUUUCGAAAUUUGUUUUGGAGAAAAUUUUGCCCCAAAAAACAAGGUUUUCCUUGGGAUGUUAAAAAAAACCAAAACAUUUUGGAUAUGUUUGAAGUUGAUCUAUAGAUAUUUAAGUGUUGAAAGUAAACAAAUAUUGACUUAUUUUGAAGACUUUAUUGAUUGAUACCAUUUUGGGUCCCCGGGACGUUUUAACGUUCACCAAAAAUUAACGGGAAAACUAAUGGUUUUAAAAAUGAAAAAAAUAUCAAAAUGGACACCCCUGCUCUAAAUAAUCGCCCCGGUCCAAAACUAUGCUAUUAUUCAUGGACACAAUUGUUGCGUAUGAACACUUGAAACAACACAGUUGUCGCCAUGUUUGAAAAACGCAAAAUUUCGGGGGAUUUCUUCUGUUAACAUUAUAAUGGCUGCUUAGCGACGUCGGCCAUCUUUCUGGAUUGUUAUUUUACAUUAAGUGCACUAUUUUAAGUGCAAUUGUUGUGGGAUAUAUCACGAAACUGCAUGGUUCAUCUACCGUAUGUUCUCCCAUGUGUGUUCUUAUCAUUAAAUCCAGUCAAAUAGUACCAAAAA
Molecule: messenger RNA, 6930 nt
Organism: Nerophis ophidion (straightnose pipefish)
Lineage: Eukaryota; Metazoa; Chordata; Actinopteri; Syngnathiformes; Syngnathidae
Gene: fzd2
Product: frizzled class receptor 2
Exons: 1
Coding region: 200-1819 (539 amino acids)
Biological process (GO): canonical Wnt signaling pathway; non-canonical Wnt signaling pathway
Cellular component (GO): plasma membrane
Molecular function (GO): Wnt-protein binding; Wnt receptor activity
Source: RefSeq, a predicted model, not a curated record